Messenger RNA from Trichoderma atroviride IMI 206040, 1701 nucleotides. NCBI's taxonomy places the organism in Eukaryota, Fungi, Ascomycota, Sordariomycetes, Hypocreales, Hypocreaceae. The record is from RefSeq and is a predicted model, not a curated record.
CAAAACGGCCAUUAGCAUUCCGGCUUCCUUCUGGGACACGCCUUAAUACUAUCACGAACGCGCCUUCUGUAAUUGGAGUGCGUUACUGUUCGUCUUCUGCGCCUUGGUUGUAAUCUGUACUCUAGCAGCGCUCCUUUGUCCUUUUUCAUCUCUUCUUCCUACGCCCUACUCCAGUCGACUUUGACAUCUUCAUCUUCGACCUUCUUCCAUCGUCCACCCGUAUCUGAUCGACCACGAGGCAUCUUUCUCUUAUCUGUCCACAACAACUAUACACACACCUAUAUAUAACUUCAUCAUGGAGGCCAUCGUGGAUCGCAGCGCCUUUACAUCCCCGGCUGUCAAGCGCCAUAUCCAGUCCAAGCGCGGAGCCAUUCGACGCCGCGGUGCCAACUAUUUCAUCAGGUCUACCGCGAAGCGCUUGGCCGAGUCUCCAAACCUCGCCUAUCAUCAGCUCGCCUACCCGUCCAGCUAUCCCUGCCUCACCGGUGCCAAGAAGGCCUGCCGAAAGGACGGAGGCCCCGUCGAGGGACCUCGUCCUCUCCGAUCACAGAUUGAGAAUGAUCUCCGUCAGGUCGUCUUCUCCCAUGCUUCGGCAACCAGGCGGGAGCACCGUGUGCCGAGGGUAUCACCUCGCAAAGAGGCAGACGAGGGCCGGGAGCUCGCCCGCAGCGCCGUUGCACUCCCAAGUGAUGCGCAUCGGCUUGUAAGACGGCCCAGCUUGGAGCGCGAGGAGGCUUUCCGCGUUGCAAGCACCGCCAAGGGCAAAGUUCACACUCGCGCGUCUCCCGAGAGCGACGAUGCGCAGGUUGCUGAGCUCUACAACCAGGGCCUGCUCUACGACGACGAGGAACAGCGCCCUGAGCAAGUCUUCAACCUCAACAGCAUCCAGCACGAGGACCCUGUGUAUACUAUUCGACCUGCAAAGCGUGGUCGCAGGUCAAAGAAGGGCGGCAAACCUGCUGCUCUCACACUCUCCUUUACCGACCUUGGCGACUACAGCGCCAAGGCCUCAACAUCUCACCUUUCAACCGCUGAUGACUCAACCAUCAGCGAGGCAUUCCCUCCUUUGAGGGUAGUCUACGAAGCCGACGCGUCAAAUCCAUCAUUUGAUGUGGAGACAUCUCAGCCUCCAGACUUGAUGAUGGACGACAGUCUCUCUGACUAUGACUGCUUCUCUGACGGCGAGCUUGACGACGACGUUCCUUCUCAGACGGAGGUUUUGGAAAACGCAAACAACCCGUCCGCAGAAACUUGGAUCAUGCUAGGUUGAUCGGCUCGUAGCAGGUCUGCUUAGGAUCCCCCCGUGCCCCGCCGGGAUUUGGAAACUGGACAGGUGGGAGAGCCUCACCUCAGACUGGUCCAUCACAUAAUCUAGCAUGAUUGCUUGUUUUCUGCGGGCGUUUUUUAUUGUCUUCUUUUUUUCUUACUAGGGGGAUAGAAAUGGAACGGAUUUUUCCGGGGAUUGGGAUAGAUAAGAUGUCUGUAUACUACAGCCUGCAUAGCGACUGGUGUACCGACAGAAUCCGUGAUGACACUUUAUACUCCUAUAUGGAUGGGCGGCGACGCGUUUCUUUCUUAGCUUCUUGUUUGGAUGAUUACGGACUUUGUCUAGCUAGGUGUUUUAGUCACUGAUACGAGUGUUGCCAUGGCGCGCACUGGAAUACUAUUACGAUUCUAUUCUCUUGCAAUUGAUUGUAAGCC